Molecule: messenger RNA, 3330 nt
Organism: Anneissia japonica
Lineage: Eukaryota; Metazoa; Echinodermata; Crinoidea; Comatulida; Comatulidae
Exons: 1
Coding region: 87-2159 (690 amino acids)
Source: RefSeq, a predicted model, not a curated record
GAUUGUCGCAUCGUUACAGUAUACAAAAGCGUUAUUAUUAGCUGCAUAUUGUUUGUUAUCCUAAUGAAAGCAAGUCAAAUUUAACCAUGACAGACCAUGGUAAGAAACGUCGAGCGAUGGACGAAACUGCCAAUGAAAUCAUCAGAUUGGAAACAAUUGAAAGAUUGCCUAGGAUUUGUACUAGUAGGAUUGAUAAUGAAUUGCUUAAAAAUGCAUCAAUACUAGCGAAUAUUCAAAUAAUGCAGCCAGAGCAGUAUUUUGUUGGAAGUGUGUAUGAAGGUUUUCCUCAUUUAGCCACAAACGACAUAGAUCUGAUGGUAUGUUUACAAACAUUUCCAAUAGUAUUGUGGGAAUCCAAAAAUGAAAGUGGGGCAUUUGUAAUAGCUGAGCAAGUUAAAAAUAGGCCUCCUACGUAUUUGAGGCUCAAGGUAGCUGACAAAGCAUAUCUGCCUAAGGAUUUCAGAUGUAUGAUUAAUGAAGAUGGAUACCUGAAAACCAGUGAUUUCAUAGCGAAAACUUAUUCACAUAACUCGUAUUUCGAGAAAAGUUAUAAAAAUGAGAUGAGACACGGUCCCGCAAUAAACGUUGGGUAUAAUUCAAAUUUCGUAGAUAUUGGAACCGGUCUAUUGGAUGUAGUACAUUGCCUGAAAUGUCAAUCAUGGCCGGAUUUUACUAGUGAAUUUUUAAAUAGAAACAGAGAGAACAACUGGCCAUCACAGAAGUUGAUAGACAAGGUCAAAGGUCUUGAAUGCCAUGUAGUUCCUGUUGGAUACCCAGGUAGUAAGUUGAAUACUAUUGAAUGGAGAUUAUCAUUCUCCAUAGCAGAGAGAGAGCUUAUUACUGAAAUGUAUGAACAAUAUGCUGAAUGCAUGUUUACUCUGAAAUGUAUCAAGAAAAAGUAUAUAAAGUAUGAAGAUUCUGUCAAACCAACACCAUUCAGCUCGUAUGUCAUAAAGACUGCUUGCUUGUGGAUGUGUGAAAAAUUUCCUCCUACAGACAGCGUCAUGGACUUAAUCAGAAAUGUUCUAGACUGGAUCAUUGACUGCUAUAAACAAAAACAUCUGCCUCAUUAUUUUAUUCCUCAACACAAUUUGAUUGGUCAUCUCCCACCUAAAGUUUGUGACGAUGUUGGAAAAAAACUAGCAGCGAUUAAGGGAAAUCUUUUUGCAAAGGUGUUAUCAAGUGUCGGUAGUGGUGACACAUGUUCUUGCCUUUCUGAUUUAAACCUUGAGUGUGAUAUGCUCAAUAUCAGUAAAGGCAAUGGAGAUGAUAAAUGCUCAAUACUACUAGAAAAACUCUUAAUCCAUCCAGAGACCAUUGAAUGCAUGCGUUCAAGUUUAUGCUUCAAGUUUAAUUUAGUAAAGAAUUUAAAGAUGCAAAAAUUUGCUACAUAUAACCAUACUUCAUUCGCCAGUCUCAUUACGGAGUACGUGCAGAAGGAUCCUUUAGUGAAUUGCAGUGUUCCAAAGGAAAUCAUAAUGCCAAUUGUUGACAAUAUUAAAGAGAUAGUCCCAAAGGGAUAUGUGGAAAUGUUCAAGACAAGUUUGUAUAGAUUCUUAGGUGAUAUUUACACUCAUUUAUUGGUAUGCUUAAGAAACAGUGGUGGUAUGUAUAAUGAAGAUCUAGCUAAUACUCCUUUGCAUUAUUAUAACUUAGGUGCUAAAAUGGAUUUCUCUGACAACUACGGUGACAAUGGCAUUGGUGGUGAAGUCCUUCUAGUAAAAUACCAUUACAUAAUGGGUAACUACAAAGGAUUGAAGCAGAUGUGUGACUGUAUACUAGAAAAGGACGGUCUUGGAGAAAAAAACUGUAGGCUUGCUUUUGUUCUAAUCGUACAGGAAGAGAAAGCUUUUUGCACAUCACCAAGCCUGUUCAGUGCCUGGGCCGCCGAUGAAAUAUUGCUUUACUAUGUCAAAUGUGUCAUCAGUAACAAGAUACUUUAUUGUCAUCCAAUUAUACUUGUUUUAUAUAUUAAAGCCAGAGUAUUACUUACUGAGGGAGACACAGAGAAUACAUUGAAAGUUGUGAAAGAAAUGAAGAAAUAUAUGAAUGAAAGAGAUUCUACAUAUAUUAGUACAGCCACCCCAGUGUUUAUAACUAUCAUUGAAAGUCUAACCAGCCUUCUUUGUGUGAUGAGAAUAAUAUACUACUAUCAUUAAAAUCUGACAAGCCUUCUUUGUGUGAUGAGAAUAAUAUACUCCUCAAAAUGUGGAUAGAUUAUAAUGGUUAAAUUAUACAUAGUUUUUAUUAUUUAAAACAUGAUCAUAACCCAUAAACACACAACACAAUGAUUAUGAUGCUUAAGGCUGAUGCUUACCAUGACGAAAAACAUAGGACGCUGCAACUCGCUUGUAAAUUGUGGAUGUAAAUCUAAGAAGAAAUUGUUGAACGGCCCCUCUAUUGUCGACGCCAUUACUGGGGGUUCCCUGAGGUUACUAAAUUAUGUAUUCUAAAGUAUGACAGCAUAUUCAGCUGAUUGUAAGAAUAUACAUUGUUUCUGAGAAACAAAUUUGUUGUGUAUUUAUGAACACAGCAAUUUAAUCUGUCUUUAACUGAAAUUGACUAAAAUAUUAAAGUGUGUGACCAAUUUUGCCAGCCAAUUUAUCAUGCGUUUUUAGCAACAGUAUAAUAGCACUUAAAACUAGACUUACUCUAUCUGUUUAAACAACUUUAAACAACAGAACAUAUGGCUUUUCCCCAUUAUUUUAAAAUGAAGAAAAUUGAAAGAGAGAAAUGAAGUUGAAAUUGCAACAAAAAGAAAUGUCGUUAAAAAGUAUAAAGUAAAAAAAAAAUUAAAAUAAAAAAAAACAUGGAAAAUCAAUGUAAUUUUAUAUUGUAAGUAACGGUAACAUUUAUUCAAAUCGAAAUAUAUGAAAGUAAACAAUUAAUAGCUAUAAAUUACGAUUUAGGAAUCAGAUUAGAAGUUAAAAACUUGUCUCAAAAUCAUCCCUUAACAAAAGAAAUGUAAUAUAUAUAAAAUAACAUAUUAAUAAGCAACAUGCAAAAAGUGUAUCUCGUAUCAGAUUAAGUUUCUCUUAAUUUAAAAUUUUGUCAAAUGAACGGUAUGGAAGAUGUGAUUUAAAUUAUAUCUGCAUAAUUUGAAAGAUAUUUUUUUUUAUAGUUUUUCUGAAUAAAAGUAAAUUAUUGCAACUGUUGAUUUCAUCUGUAAUUUCAUUCCAUAAUUUAGGACUAUAGAAUUUAACAAAAAUUGAGUUUUUUUAAGUCUUCCAAAAGGAAUGUCUAGUCUUCUUGUUUUUCUGAAAUUAUAUUAAAGAAGUGGAAAAAAAUGAAGUGGGAAAAAAUAAACAGAAACAAAUAAAAAACAACAAA